Messenger RNA from Cavia porcellus (domestic guinea pig), 2046 nucleotides. It is a transcript of the gene Rgs19, whose product is annotated as regulator of G protein signaling 19. Bases 677 to 1471 code for a protein of 264 amino acids. Lineage: Eukaryota; Metazoa; Chordata; Mammalia; Rodentia; Caviidae. The transcript is spliced from 5 exons. The record is from RefSeq and is a predicted model, not a curated record.
UUUUUUUUUGUCUUUUUCAUUUUUUAUCGGUACCAGGGAUCGAACUCACAACUGCCUGCUUGCAAGGCAGGCGCUUAUGCCGCUGAGCUAAACCCCCAGCCCCGCCCAAACACUAUUUGGGAAGGAUCAGCCACGGGUUCAUUCCCUUCCUGGGCCCAUCAUGCUGCCCCUUUACCUGGCCAGCAGGCCUCAGGAUUUCUCCAGCCUGAAGGUCUUGAGCAUGGAGGGAGAGAAGCUAGGGUAACAUGUACAAAAGCACCUGAGACCGUGAAAACCUUGUUCCCAGGCACGAGUCCCUGCUCCUCAGUGCACGCUCCACUCCCUGCACCUUCAGGAAGUCCUGUCCCAAAUCAAGUCCUUGCUGUUGGUCUUGCCCUCUGCCCCUGCCAAACUCAGGGCGGGGGGAAUAGUAGCCCCAGCUCCUUGGGAGGGGAUAGGCACAGGAAACCAAGAAAGAGGAACUUGGGCUUCCGGCUUCCCUGGCACUGAGCAGUUGGAGGUAUCCCAGAACUACUUCUGGGGGCUUCACUGGGGACCCAGCCUGAAAUGAGGGGCUAGAAGCUGCCACAGCUCACUCCUUUCUAACUCAGUCACCCCACCCCACGCACACAGCCUCCCACCCCCCUGUGGCCCACAGGCACAGGCUAAGGCUGGGAAUUAGGUGCAGGGCUCAGAGAUGGAGCUGUCCUCUCAGGACUCCUUGCAUAGGGGUCAGCCAAAUGCUCAGGCAAAACCUUGGCUCCUCUCCCCAGACCCCCAAGCUGUGGUGAGGGUCCUGGAGCUGGCACCACGGAGCCUGGGCAGGCCCUUCCACCCACCCAUGCCCACCCCGAAUGAGGCUGAGAAGCAGCACACAGGGCCAGAAGAGGCGGACAGGCCCCCCUCAAUGUCCAGCCAUGACACGGCUCCCCGGCCGGCCCCCAGCCGCAACCCAUGCUGCUUAUGCUGGUGCUGCUGUUGCAGCUGCUCCUGGAACCAAGAGCGGCGACGAACGUGGAAGGCCUCCCAUGAUAGCAAGCUGCAGCCCCUCCCCAGCUGUGAAGUGUGUACCCCACCGAGCCCCGAGGAGGUGCAGAGCUGGGCGCAGUCCUUCGACAAGCUGAUGCACAGCCCUGCAGGCCGCAGCGUGUUCCGAGCGUUCCUGCGCACAGAGUACAGCGAGGAGAACAUGCUCUUCUGGCUGGCCUGUGAGGAGCUGAAGACUGAGGCCAACCAGCAUGUGGUGGAUGAGAAGGCACGACUCAUCUAUGAAGACUAUGUGUCUAUUCUCUCCCCAAAGGAGGUGAGCCUAGACUCCCGAGUACGGGAGGGCAUCAACAGGAAGAUGCAGGAGCCAUCUGCACACACGUUUGAUGACGCACAGCUGCAAAUCUACACUCUUAUGCACCGGGACUCCUACCCUCGCUUCCUUAGCUCCCCCACCUACCGCGCCCUGCUGCUUCCAGAGCGCCCACAGUCCUCUGAGGCCUAGGCCACUGCCGUGGCAGCUACUCCACCUCCACGUGGGCAGAGUCCAGGCUCACACCCACGGCUUCACCUGGCUGGAUGGGGGUCCCAAACCCUGAAACCAGACCCAGUCCCAGCGGAAAGUACCACACCCCCUGGCUCUGUCUUCCCUGGUCCAACAGGAGCUCUAGCCACAAGGUGAGGUGGAAGCCCCUCAGCAGCCUAAGGUUGCCAGCCUAGUGCUCCCGACAGCCCGAGGAUGAAUGUUGGGCCCACAGCUUUGGUGAGGCCUCCUUCAGGCAGCCGUGUACCCAGGACAUGCUUCUAGGGGAGAACAAAGCCUCUAUACCAUCUGCUUUGUAGCAGGACACACUUCUGCUUGAGCUAUCUGCACCUCAGAACCAGAUGUGGAACCUCAGAACCAGGCUCAAGUGACAAGACCUGAUUAUAUUUUAUAUGUUCAUGAACUUUAACCUGGGAACAUAUCCUUGCUGUAUGUUUUAUCAGAAAGUGCGAGGGGGGGCGGGGUGGCAGGAGUUGGGGAGAGAAAUACUUUUUCCAUUUCUCUGCACCCUAAAAACAGGAUGUCUUAUCCUCGAA